UAACUCAAAAAGCAUAAACUUUUUUGUAGAUAUUGUGAUAAGAUGUUUCAAAGGUAUUUAAAUUUCCUAAAAAAUUAAAGAAGUUUAAUCGAAAUCAAAGCACUAUUAGUAGAGAUAUCGUGAUUUUAAUAUAUUUUUACUUUCACUUACGUAUAUAUGUAAUAUAUAGUAAGGGUAAGUAUUGCGAUCUAGAAAUUUUUUUUAUUGUAGUAUGUAUUUUGGCCAGAUGGUAUGUUAAUUUUUAUCCACAAAAUAGUCAUUCUUAAGAGACUUUGUCCCAGAAUAAAGUUGAUUCUUCUAAUCUAUUCUAUAGAGGCAAUACAGUUUUCAAGAGCAAAGCCAUCACCCUUUUCGAUAUUUUUUUCGUCGAGGGAUUUGAACUAGGCUCCCAACUCCCUAGAUUAUUCUUAUUUCCUGUAGCGGAGGUUUGAGUUACAGCUGAGAGAGAUGCAACACGCCAUAAAUCUGGCGCGCGUAUUGCAUUAUCCCGCGCGCGGCAACGGCGCAUGAACGGCGGGAGAUUGCUCAUUGCCUGUUGGGCCAGCUGUGGGGGAGCACCUUGCGCUGUCAGAUCCAGUCUAUGACGUCUAUCUCCAGGGUCCGGACGCCGGCGAUGGGGCCCGGAGAGGAUGGUUAGUGCUGCGGUGGCGGUGCUGCUGCUCGGGCUGGCUACGGGCACCGUGCGGCACCAUUGGCACCACUGGCACCACUUCCGCUACAACGGUUCGCGCAGCUUCCGCUCGCCGAUGGAAGAGAUGCUGCCACCCUGGGAGGAGAGGAUUGCCUGGCCGGUGAAGCGGGAGGCGAUCGUGGAAGGCGACGUGGUCCUGGGCGGGCUGAUGAUGGUGCACGAACGGGAGGACACGCGCACGUGCGGCCCCGUCAUGCCGCAGGGCGGGAUACAGGCCGUAGAGACGAUGCUCUACACUCUGGACAAGAUCAACGCCAUGAGAUUGCCCUUUACCAUCGGCGCGCACAUCCUGGACGACUGCGAUAAGGAUACCUAUGGUCUUGAGAUGGCGGUGGACUUCAUUAAAGAGAACGAGUAUGAGAGACCUCAGGAAACUCAUUUAUUGAAGAGUGUGGCUUGUAAAAUGGAAAGUGGAGUGUACCACGCGAAUAUAUCGUGCCAAGGUGUUCAUACCAUCACCAACAGGGCCACUCCAUCCGACCCAACGCUUCUUAAAAGGCCCAAUUAUCUUUUCAAUUAUAAAAUUUUCUAUCUCUAUGUUCACCUACAGGAAAAACCAUAAUUUACUUAAGAUCUAUACUAAUAUACAG
Nezara viridula (southern green stink bug) is the source of this 1281-nucleotide messenger RNA. Lineage: Eukaryota; Metazoa; Arthropoda; Insecta; Hemiptera; Pentatomidae. The record is from the annotation of a GenBank genome assembly.